AUGGAAGUAUUUGAAGACGAAUUGUUACAAAGAAACAAAUUUGAGGAUACCCAUAUCAAGGACGAUUAUAAGACUGAAGUCUCCCUUUCGCCUAAAGAGAUACUUUAUGAGGAACACAUCGAGUGUAAAAAAGAAGAACAACACUUGUCGAGCGUCAAAAGAGUACUCCCAAAGUUCAAUUCAUCCAAAAUACUACUGGAAACCAAACCAAGAAAAAACACAGAAGAGAAGAAAAUGGGAUGUCUAAUGGUCAACAAUGGAGAACCAAAGUUCAGAACGAUGCCAAGACUCAUCGAUGUCAAUUUAGGGAUCAAGCCUGACACCAACUUUCAAAACAAUAUCAGGAAGAUGAAAAACACACUCGACAAGCUCUCAAAUACUUUCAAUCAGACAUCCAAUGUCUUUACCCUCAAUCCCACAAUUGACCAGAACGUAGACAAUGACCAAGGCUUUAACAACUUUGAAAAUGUCGCUACUUUCACACAAAGCAUGUCUCCGCCCUCAGACACAACUAGCUCUAAAUGUUACUCUGCGUUCAACGUCAACGCAAAAUAA
Entamoeba invadens IP1 is the source of this 555-nucleotide messenger RNA. RefSeq lists its product as hypothetical. NCBI's taxonomy places the organism in Eukaryota, Evosea, Mastigamoebida, Endamoebidae. The record is from RefSeq and is a predicted model, not a curated record. Bases 1 to 555 code for a protein of 184 amino acids. The transcript has a single exon.